This is a messenger RNA of Stylophora pistillata, 1566 nucleotides long. RefSeq lists its product as uncharacterized. Lineage: Eukaryota; Metazoa; Cnidaria; Anthozoa; Scleractinia; Pocilloporidae. The record is from RefSeq and is a predicted model, not a curated record.
UCGCUUCGCCUUGAUAAAAAGUUCCAUUUUUCUUCGAGAUUCACAUUUAUUACCAAAGCAUGGUAUCAUUUACCUUCUAUCAGUUUGAAUCUUAGCUUAUUAUCUAAAAUAGAGAUAAAUUAUACUCAGAAAUUAAGCUUGCAAAGUGUUUCCUUACAGAGUACUGAAAGUUGAUGGCUCUUGAGCAAGCAAAUAAACAUUUCCCAAAAAUAAUACGUUCAACAUGUCGACGAGUUCAGUUUACAGAAGUUAUUUACAAAUAGCGUCCUUACAUUCCAGUCUGAAAGGCAAAAUAUAUCCACGAAUACACAGUUUAAAUUGCGCCGACAUUUCGUUGAUCAAACGAUCGAACAACUCGCCGACGACAACAUCAACUGGCUCAUGCCACGCAUGCGCACACGUUUUUCAUCCCUGUCUUUCCGGAGCACUCCAGAGCCUGUGAGUAGAACAGUCCAGCAGUGCUUGCCUGGUGUGUGGACGUUUUGACCCAAAGGGAUGGUCUUAAGUUUUAGAAGAUGCGUAUGAUCUAUUUGACACUAACGGUAGAAAUCUUUGAUUUACUUUCACCUGAAGAAAUGUAUUUUUUUCUCGCUUCUUUCUGAGCAUGUUUUUCUUUUAAUUGAAUGGGAAUUCGAUUUUUUCUCUACUUUAAAGAACUUGCAGCGGGUUCGGUUCAAGUUGCACGAGUUGAUCAAAUGCGAGUCGAAAGUUCAAGGAAUUGUUUCCCAACGGAGUGAAUUUCGACCCAUGGUGAGCGACACGUUCUCCUCCAAUCGGAAAACGUAUUUGAGUCAAGUAGCGUGACAAAUUUAUUUAUAACACCUCAGUGCAGUUUAGCUUUCAGCCUUGAAUAGCGUGCGGCUAGCCAGCAUUGUGGUAAUCGCAUAGCUACUCUAUCAAGCGUUGGAUUUCAGAAAACUAGACUUGUGAAAUGCAGAUGGUAUGACUUGAUAAUGUCAAAACGAUGUUUUAAGCUGAUCCCAACAUAGCCUGUUCUAAUUUAUCAAGGGUUAAAGGGUAAAUAAAAGGAGUUUCAACCUGUAAGGUAAUCAGUCAAUCUAAAUGAAUGCCAUGGCAGAAGAAGGUGGACGAGAGGUGCAAGCCGAGGCUGGAAGGCCUGCAGAAGGGCCUGCCCUUAGCAUAACAAGUAGUGGAUUGACCAUUAAUGACCCGUGGACAGCAAGAAUUGGUUUUGGAGUGUUCUCUUUAGGAGCAGGAAUAGGAUUAGCAUAUUUUCUGGCGAAAAACCCAGAGACAGUUAGAAAUGCAAUUGAUCUGGCAUUGCAAAGUUAUGCUUCAGUCCAGAAUGUUCGACCUGGCUCCAUUCAUGUGGUAUUAUCAUUUAAAUCAAAGGAUAAUUUCCUGAGGUUUAUUGAUGACUUUGAGCAAGGGAAAGUUAAAGAGAAAUUGGAACAAGAAUUGAAUAAAAUUGGAUUCAAGGAGGAUUUUAAAGUCAUCCUAAAACAUAAGGAAGAUGUUUACAAAACUGUAGGUGAACUAAGGGAAGAAAGAGGGACGAAGAAAAUAAAAACUGAAGAUUCAGGCCAAAUAACUCAUGAGUAUUAA